Arabidopsis thaliana (thale cress) is the source of this 1408-nucleotide messenger RNA. RefSeq names its product DNA binding protein. The transcript has 4 exons. Bases 91 to 720 code for a protein of 209 amino acids. NCBI's taxonomy places the organism in Eukaryota, Viridiplantae, Streptophyta, Magnoliopsida, Brassicales, Brassicaceae. The record is from RefSeq and is marked reviewed.
GACUUUGUUUUAUGAAGUUGAAUUGAAGAAAAGAGGAUGCAGACAGAAAUUAGGGUUCAUUCAUACAUACUCAAAAAUUAAUAGACGGGAAUGGAACUAGAGUUCAAGUGUUCCGAUGUUGGAGUAUGGAAGGAGGCUCUGUCUUCGUACGAUUCCCGAAUCGAAUCACUGAACAAACCAGAACUCGUCUCUCUCGACCAAUUCUACCGCAUCAAACUCCCUUGUCUUCUUCACGACCGAGACCCUAACCCUUACCUCACUACUUCCGAGCUUUCUCAACUCAUGAAAUGGAAGCUCUCUCGUGGAAAAUGGCGGCCGCGUCUGCUGGACUUCGUGUCGUCUCUAGACGAUUCAGUGGUGAAAUCUGCUUCUGAGAAAGCUUUUAAAUCGCUUCCUGACAUCUCCAAGGCUGUGAAAGAGCUCACUGUGCUUAAGGGCGUUGGUGCUGCCACCGCAUCCGCCGUUCUUGCUGCUUACGCCCCUGACAUUGCACCAUUUAUGUCCGACGAGGCAAUGGAGGUGGCUCUUGGGAACUCAAAGGAUUACUCUUUGAAACAAUACUUGUUGUUUGCAACUAAGCUACAAGAUAAAGCAAAGGAAUUAAAGUUGAAGGGAGAGUGGGAUGGGCCUUCAGAUAUUGAAAGAGCUCUAUGGAGUUGUACUGUGCGUGCAAAGUCACAGCCAGAGAAGAGCUCUUCCGGGAAGAAAAGAAAACGGUAGGUGAUAAUAUUUCUAUCCAGUUCACCUUCCAUCCAUUUUUAAGAUCAACCAUAUGUCAGCAGCUCUUCUGGAAGUCAUAUCCGUAAUUGUUCAACUGUAGUAAGUGUUCUCGAAUGUUUUAUCAAAAUGCUGAGUAUUUAGCGGAAUCAUAUAACUUGAAGGGAAAAAAUGGAUACUUUACAUUUUCAGAUAUCUUCCAAAUUAACAUUGAAGGUGGGAAUCGAAUCCUAUAUUUAAGGGAGGACGAUGAUUCUAUUUUGACUUGUUCAAAAGACUGAUUCAAUAGGUUAUGAGGGUAGAGUUAUAGGGGGAGAAAAACAAAACAGAGGAUAUGUUGUGUCCCAUUUAACUAAACUGAUUUUGGCAUGUAUUAUAGCUGAUAGGUUGUUACUUGUUACAGAAUUUGGCCACUUAUCCAUCCCUUGAACAUGAUUGAUCUUUCCUCUGCCGACCCUAUAAAUCAAACCCACAAAAAAUUAACAGACUCCAAGUACAAAGCCUUUUUUCUCCCCAUUUAUGUAAUGCAUGGCAAUAAGUGAUGUUUUCUGAUAAAUAGUCUUAGCACCUAAAAUGUAUUUCAGAUGAUACAUCAAACCAAACACUUUCGGUUUCAACAUUAACAAGAUCACUUGAGGAGUAAGUUUUGUGUGUUUAAAGAAGUUGGCCACUUAUCCACCUCUUGAACAAG